AUUUUUUAACUACUCAGACCAAUAUUUCCUACGUAGUUUAUUUCUCUACGACUGAACUCAAGUGUUCACAAUUUGAAGUUCUCUCUCUCGAGUCUCGACACAACGGAACGACCAAAGGUUCUUCUCUUCACCCUUGCUCUAACUGUCGUAAGAACCUGCUGUUAUUUGGUUCCGUUAUUAUUAUUUAUUUAUCUUAGGCUCAUUUUAUUAUUAGCGUUGGUUUGUUUGGUCCUUGUAUUUUGGUUUCUCUAUUCCUUUAAGGUGAUUGAUACAAUGUCUAUUCCAAUUACCAGUAGCUUCUCCUUCAUAGGUUUCGAAAAUGCUGAUUGGGUUUUAAGUAUCUAUUGGUCCGUCUUUUAUAUCUGAUUUAUAGGUGUUAUGGUAGUGUCUAGUACUCUUCUUGUUUCAAGAAAGAAACAAGGUAACCCCACUAGGUUUGGCCAAGUGGUGUAGGGGGGUUUAAUAGUUUGCACAAGGUCUUAGGUUCUAACCUUGUUGCUACAAUUGUACAUGGAAGAUACUACAAUUGGCCAUAUGGUUUAUUCAUUAAGUUGAGAGCUAGUGUUAAGAGACUUGAUAUAUUGUGGUACAUGGAAGAUACUACUCAUCAUCAGAGAACCUAUCGUCAUGACUCAUAUUAUGUUUCUUGUUAUGAUUGAUGUUGAGUUAAAUGGAUCAAGUGGAAGAAUGUUGGAAGCCCACGUCACUUUAUUAUUGCAAAUAUAUGAAUUGAAUGUGGAUGGAAAAUGAACCAAAUUCAGAAAUAAUAAAAUGUUCCAAAAUAAAAAUAAAUAAAGGACGUGGAACGUGAAAAGUGACAUGGGCUUCCAGCAGUACACACACAAAAACAAAAAGAAACAAGGUUGGUCAUGUUUCAUGAUUCCACAAUACUUCCAUGUACUUAAUUGAAUGCCAUUUACCAACGGGGAUCGGGUCUAGCAAGAGGCUAGUCUCUCACAACGUGGUGAGCCAAGGUUCAAAUCCCCAUUGGGACAGGUGUCCACAUAUAGUUCUUGACCAUGCCUCGAACACCAUUACCUGCAAAGGAGAAGAUAUGUGGGAAACCAAAAAAAAAAACUGAGUGCCAUUUUUCAGUUUUCUGGCAGCUAUUGUAUCUUUUUCAUUUUUUAUUACACUGCUGGCUUUCUUUAUGUUGACAGAACUGAAAAGAGAUGGGAUUACCAAAUGUUUCUGAGGACUUGUCAUCAGAGGUGGAGGUUGAUGCCUUUAAACGCAUUUUUCCACUUCGAUAUUUUGAGCGUCAUCUUGCUGAAUCUAUACGGGCUGAUGGUAGACCACUUGGAAAAGCUAGAGAAACAAGUAUUUUUCUUGGUGCUGUUGCGUUCGCAAAUGGGUCUGCUCUAGUGAAGAUUGGAUCAACUACUAUGUUGACUGCUAUUAAAAUGGAAAUUAUGACUCCGUCCUUGGAGUCACCAGAUGAGGGCUGUCUAGCUAUUGAUUUCCACAUGCCUCCAAUUUGUUCUCCAAUCGUUAGGCCUGGCAGACCAGCUGAAGCAUCACCGAUGGUGUCAAAGCAGUUGUCUAACACCAUUUCAAGUUCCAGAAUGAUUGAUUUGAAAGAAUUGUCCUUGGUCAGUGGAAAAGCUGCAUGGAUGGCUUACCUGGAUAUCUAUUGUUUGGAUGCUGAUGGUGCUCUUUUUGAUGCUGCGUUACUUUCUGCCAUUGCUGCCUUAUCUCAUUUGCAAAUUCCUUCUAUUGCCAUGAAUGAUGAUGGCAAAAUAGUACUCGUGUCUGAUGAAGAUGGACAAAAGCGAGCACAGGAGCCAGUCAAUAAAGAGAAGAGGAAGCUUACAUUAAGAAGCAUUCCGUUCUCAUUAACAUGCAUACUUCACAAGAAUUACAUCUUGGCAGAUCCUACUGCAGAAGAAGAAUCCAUUAUGGAAACCCAUGUGACAGUAGUUUUGGAUACAUCUGGUCAACUAAUAUCUCUUUACAAGCCUGGUGGGCCGGUUCUUGCCUACACUUCUGCUAUCCAGGAUUGUGCUGCGUUAACCCGGCAAAGAGUAAAGGAACUAAAUAACUUCUUGGACAAAGCAAAUUCUGCUAUGGAGGUUUAGUAGAAUUAUACAGUCAUCUUUAUUAUCCUGAAUGGUUAUUUAAAUUUGUACAUUGUGGAUCACAGGUACUGCGGCAUUUCAUUAUGAAAAAAAAAAUUCUUUUGAAAAAUUUUAACCAUCUAUUUGGACAUUUUGUU
Messenger RNA from Glycine soja, 2215 nucleotides. RefSeq names its product exosome complex component RRP43-like. Gene Ontology annotation, cellular component: nuclear exosome (RNase complex); cytoplasmic exosome (RNase complex). The coding region runs from base 1173 to 2078 and encodes 301 amino acids. The transcript is spliced from 8 exons. The record is from RefSeq and is a predicted model, not a curated record. Gene Ontology annotation, biological process: nuclear polyadenylation-dependent rRNA catabolic process; nuclear mRNA surveillance; TRAMP-dependent tRNA surveillance pathway. NCBI's taxonomy places the organism in Eukaryota, Viridiplantae, Streptophyta, Magnoliopsida, Fabales, Fabaceae.